Perca fluviatilis (European perch) is the source of this 859-nucleotide messenger RNA. Its product is annotated as dual specificity protein phosphatase 26-like. Gene Ontology annotation, molecular function: protein tyrosine/serine/threonine phosphatase activity; MAP kinase phosphatase activity. NCBI's taxonomy places the organism in Eukaryota, Metazoa, Chordata, Actinopteri, Perciformes, Percidae. The record is from RefSeq and is a predicted model, not a curated record. Gene Ontology annotation, biological process: negative regulation of MAPK cascade; protein dephosphorylation. Gene Ontology annotation, cellular component: cytoplasm. The coding region runs from base 137 to 724 and encodes 195 amino acids. The transcript has 4 exons.
ACUAGGGCAGGGUGAUAUAUAUCUAUAUUAUAUAUCUAUAUUAUAUCAGAUUAUAUAUCUACACUAGAUCACUUUUACAUUUGGGAUAUAUAUCGCUUUACGGACUAGCACCCAGACAAGCACACAGAGAGAGGAAAUGAUGUCAUAUACGUCCAAGCUUCCUGCGUCCUGGAACGACGAGCCUCCUCCCCGGAGAGUGGAGAUCGACCUCAGCUCCCCCGGCCUCGCCGUGGUUGACCUGGAACGACUUUUAUUUACCGGCAGAGCCAUCAUCAGCCACGCUGACGAGGUCUGGCCCAGGCUUUACAUCGGGGACCAGGACAGUGCAGAGAACCGAGAGGACCUGUCGAGGCAUCGGGUGACUCACGUCCUGAACGCCGCUCACAGUAAACGGCGAGGAGCGCCGGGCUUCUACGCCGACCUGGACGUGUCCUAUAUGGGCGUGGAGGCGCACGACUCCUGCACCUUCGACAUGAGCGUCAACUUCCUGCCGGCGGCAGAGUUCAUCCACAGAGCGCUCAGCAGGGGGGGCAAAGUGUUGGUUCACUGCCACGUGGGAGUGAGCCGCUCCGCCACCCUGGUCCUGGCCUACCUGAUGCUGAAGCAGAACCUGACCCUGGUGGAGGCCAUUUGUGCCGUGAAAGAUAACCGCGGUGUCAUCCCGAACCGUGGUUUCCUCCGACAGCUCAUCAAACUGGACCGCCAGCUCUUCGGCACGCACUGAGCGAGUGUUGUAUCCAGAUGUGUUCCCUCCUACCUAAACCGGAACCAAACCGGAACCCUAACUAUGUAACUAAGUACAUUUACUCCACUACUGUACUUUAAGUCCAAAUGUUGAGGUACUUGUACUUUACUUGAG